Messenger RNA from Apis mellifera (honey bee), 3805 nucleotides. It is a transcript of the gene Cln3, whose product is annotated as battenin. Gene Ontology annotation, biological process: lysosome organization; regulation of intracellular pH. Gene Ontology annotation, cellular component: membrane; lysosome. Bases 2248 to 3525 code for a protein of 425 amino acids. NCBI's taxonomy places the organism in Eukaryota, Metazoa, Arthropoda, Insecta, Hymenoptera, Apidae. The record is from RefSeq and is a predicted model, not a curated record. The transcript is spliced from 8 exons.
GUAAUAGACUGUGUUGACACGUUACGGUUCACCAGUUAAGGACUACAACGCGGUGACAACGUAGAUUACGAUACAAUUGCUCCGUGUGUGUCCGAGACUUGACCUUCGCUUGCCGCGGAAAAACGUAGGAAAAUAAGUUGCACGUGUCCGUCACGAAACUGGACCGGUAAUUGAGCUUUGUGCGAAGCGGAAUUAAGAAAGAUGAUUGCCAGUGACGUUCGCGUCUUUUUUUUCUUUUUCUUUCUCUUUUUUUUUUUACGCGCAAAAUUUUCACGAGAACCAAUUUUCCUGGCCGGGAAACCUCCCGCGAUUUCCCCUCGUUUUUUAAUUUCCUCGUAAAAGAUAAGUAUUCGAAAAAAAAAAAAAAGAAAAACAUGGAGAUCGAACGAUCAUUACUGGUAUUAUCAUAGUCAUUAGGCGCGUUAACUACGCGCCGAUACGAUCAAAUUGGAGGCCAUGAAUGAUAAAUGAACAAAAGUUGAAUACAAGCCUGGAAACAGGGUGCGUUCGGCGUGGGCGGGACGUGUGUCUAUUUUCAACGAAUGAUUUUUCAAGGAGCGUCUAACGAGUCGGGCGGAUCGGUCUGUCGGGCAAUAAAAAUUCGAUCAAAAACCGAUCACCGAGGUUUAAUGGUUAAUAAAGAGCUAUUUGACUCGAGACUGUGAACGAUACGUGCUGUAAUCGCGAUUGGAAGAAGAUUCGCGUGGGCAGCGUCGGCGGGCAAUUGUCCAAGGAGAUACGUGUCGGAUGGAGAAGAAAUGGGAAAAGGGAGCGAGAAAAAAAGUCGACGCUUGCUCGACUUUGGUUGGAAAAGAAUCGGCCGACUCGACGACGGUCGCGAGCCGACUGAUCCGUCCCGUCCGUUUGGUGGAAUGUUCAGGGGGCAGAGUGCGCGAGCGGAAUGCUUAUUGCCGAUCGGCCGAGCCGAACCGAGCCCCGCUCCAACCGUCCGCGCAUGCGCCGCCUUCGUAUAACUCGCUGAUUUCGCCUCAAGCUUAUUUAUUUCGAACCUGAGACUCGCCGCGCAACCACGUGCUACGAUCGCAGCUGCGACUCAACCCAGUCGGACUGUCUACUCCGUUGCGAGUAAUACACAAACGUUUCGACAUUCGUUUCUCGAUAAUUUUAUCGAACGCGAGUAAUUGGUUCAAAGGGGGAAAAAAAAAAAAAAAAAAAAGGAAUUGAAUAGGAGAAGAGAAGACAGAAGAGGGAAAGGAAAAUAGAAGGCGCGAUCGUGGACGCGGGGAAGAGGAAAGGAAGGAAAACUGGAGAGGAGGAAAAUUUGCCGCGAUCGACGAGCGCUGUUCGAGAAGCGAUCUCGAAUUAUUUUUUUUUUACAGAAUAGCUACGCUUGCUCGUCGGUGCAUCGAACUUCUUCUUCUGGAAGCUACUGUAACGAUAACCUACUGGGACGCUCCCGAGCCGAACUUAUCGAUUUUUCCUUUAGGGACAGUUUAAGGGGACUCUGUUUCGUGUGAACGCUGUGAAUCGUUUCGGCUUCGGUCUAGAGGAAGAGGAAGAAGAAAUUUCGCUGAAGCGAAAGGAACUCGUUAUUCUUUAUCCCACGAGUCUUACGAACAAUUUUGUCACUGUGAUACAACAACUCGUCAGGAUCAGAUUUUACAGCUCUGUGAUCUGUGCUUUGUGAUAACGAUAUUUAUUCUUUUACGAAGACUUUUAAAUUUAUUCACAGCCCCGAUCCAGUAAUCCAUUGUUACGAGAGUCGUCGUAUUCUUAAUCGAGGUCGAAUAGGUCGCGAAUAGAUUAAAAAUCGAAUCGGCGGAAGGGGUGUACGGUUUGACCGAGGGGCGUGGUGAAAAGGAAAGACGCUCCUAGCUAAAAAGGAAGAGAGAAGUUUCUCGAAGGUUUGCUUCGUUUGCCGCUUCUGCUCUGGAUCCGCUCGAAAAGGAGAAGCACGGCGGAGUUCUCGUUCGCGACAAGGCGAGAAAGAAACCGAUUCGGGCGCGUCAUCUUCGAGAAAGAGAGACGGACACGCGUUAACCUGGAACAGAUUUAGAAGGCGUGCAUCGAGUAAAACUCUAAAGGGAAGAUCGAGUGGAGGGAAGAGGAUCAAAGAGAAACAGGGAAAGGAAGAAGAAGAAGAAGAAGAAGAAAAAAAAAAGGGGCGAGCUAUUGUCGAAGCGAGGGAUAAAAACAAGGUGUUCAACGACGGAGCUAGGAAAUAUAAAGGACGGGACGAUAAUAGAGAGGAAGAGAAGACACGAGUGUAUACCAUUGGUGACGAAGAUGACUAAGAGCAAACCGUUGACCGCGCCUGAACGAAGAACCAACGACGUGUUUGACGAAGAAUCGAUCGCGGUUCGAUCGAGAUGGAGAAACCUCGCCGCCUUCUGGAUACUCGGCCUCUGCAACAACUACGGAUACGUGGUGAUGCUUAGCGCGGCGCACGAUAUCCUCGAGAGCAAGUUUGGAACCACGGAUCCUGGGAUGCACCCCACGAAUGGCACAAUCACGACGACAAACCACACAGGGAUCAGAUCCUGCAACACAUUGUCCACCGGCGCCAUAUUGCUGGCGGACAUAUUGCCCUCGUUGGCGGUGAAAAUAAUCACGCCGUUCCUGCCUUUUCACGUACAUGCUCGACUGGCUACCUGUGUGUUAUUUUCCGCUGCAGGAUUCCUCGUGGUGUCGUUGAGCACUACUGAAUGGCUCGCCAUUCUGGGCGUCGUUAUAACGUCACUCUCUUCCGGUUUGGGAGAAGUUACUCUGCUGAGUUACAGCCACAAGUAUCCGAAACAAGUAAUCGCGACAUGGUCUUCCGGUACUGGAGGCGCCGGAAUAAUUGGCGCGCUAUCUUAUGCCUCCCUCACCACGUGGUUAAGCAACGAAGAUACAUUGUUACUUAUGUUAAUCGUACCGAUCAUACAAGGAAUCACUUUCUGGUUGGUUCUGGUCCAUCCGCCGCAGUCAAGUAUCCCGGUCACUAAGAACGGUAUCGACAGCCAAGAGCAAAUCAUUGAGAUCCCUAGGAAGAGCUUUAAAGAAAAGAUCAAUCUGGUACCGGGAUUGCUGAAGUAUAUGAUUCCUCUCGGGCUCGUGUACCUCUUCGAAUAUUUCAUUAACCAAGGAUUGUACGAGCUGAUCCAAUUCGACGGCAUUUGGUUAACCCACGCCGAGCAAUAUCGCUGGCUCCAGGUGGAUUAUCAGAUCGGGGUGUUUAUCUCGAGAUCGUCCGUCAAUCUCGUCACGAUCAACAAAAUCUGGAUCAUGGCUGUGCUACAGUUUAUCAACGUCGUCAUCUUGCUGUUCGAGACGCUCUUCUAUUACUUGCCCAAUAUUUGGAUCGUGUUCACGUUCGUUUUGUGGGAAGGCCUUCUCGGUGGUGGGGCAUACGUGAAUACAUUUUAUCGAAUGUCCACUGAGAUCCCAAGGGCGGAUCGUAAAAUUUCCUUGGGCAUAGCCACGAUGGCCGAUUCAAUUGGAAUCGCGAUGGCUGGUUGGUUAUCUAUGCCGGUUCACAACGCCAUUUGCGGCCUGCCACAACCAAAACGAGUGGGAAGCUAGAAGACAGAAGUAGACGAAAGAAAAGUAUUUUUUUUUUCCUUUUUUUUUUUUUUUUUUUUUUUUUUUUGUGUUUCUUCUUUACAACAACGAUUAUGAUGCGAAUGAGCACGACCGUCAUGCCGUGAUAAACAAGUAUGUUAUUUAUUGUCGAAUCAUCUUCGAUCACGUCCACACGGCCUCGAAUAACGUCGAUAAUCGAGUGUAUAUAACGUUGUUCGUAAACCGCAACGGUUUACAACCACUAUGCACCGUCAGUUACAAUGUAGAUAUAGCGAAACGU